GGAGAGAAAAUAAGAACAUGUCACUUCCCCCCCUUCAACUUGAAUGACAAGUAAGAAGGAAAUGAAUUUUGCUUCUUCACCUACCCACCUUAAUGAAUGAAUGACGGGAAUUUCCCCUUCUUGCUUGAAACGUUCUAGUUCAAAAUGGCGGAGAGAGCAAUUAUAUUUUCAUAACUAUGUGAUAGAAAUGGAUGCAAAAAUAGCACCUCAAGAGAAAAUCAGUUGCAUUGUAAAGUGCAGUAAAAGUAUUUUCAGUUUAAUAAACCUUCAAGGUAUCACAGCUAGUGCUGAUGAGUUUCUACCUACCAUGGUGUACAUUGUUCUGAAAGCAAAUCCUCCAUUGUUGCAAUCCAACAUCAAGUAUAUUACUAGUUUUAGUCUCCCACCUAGACUAAGAAGUGGUGAAGGAGCUUACUUCUUUACAAACCUUGUAAGUUAUCUAAUUUAACUUAAAUUACUAUAA
This is a messenger RNA of Parasteatoda tepidariorum (common house spider), 463 nucleotides long. The record is from RefSeq and is a predicted model, not a curated record. NCBI's taxonomy places the organism in Eukaryota, Metazoa, Arthropoda, Arachnida, Araneae, Theridiidae.